CAUAUCAAUAGCACUUCCCGGAUCAGUCUUUAUCUACUACUCGCUAAGUGUGUUGGUAGUAAUAUUUAAUUUAAAAUAAGCACAUGGAAUAUUUCAAAGAACCAUGUUUAUUAAAGUAGGAAUAAUUAUAUUUCUUAUAUUUGUUAGAUUAAUUUUCUCAACGAAGCCAGUUGUAGAAACCUCACAUGGUAAAGUGCAAGGAAAAGUUUUAAAGACUUUUCUGAAAGAAGUGAAUUACUAUGGAUUCAUGGGAAUCCCUUUUGCAAAACCUCCUGUCAAUGAUUUAAGAUUUCUGCCACCUCAGCCCAUUGAGCCGUGGAAUGACAUUCUUGUUGCUACAAAAGAAAAAAAGGCGUGUCUUCAAUUCAACUAUAAUAUACUGAAAGGUCAACCUCCCGGACAUUAUGGCUCGGAAGAUUGCCUCUACCUUGACAUAUUUACCCCAAAAGUGGAUGAGGAAAAGCGCGCUGUCAUUGUUUUCCUUUACAACGAGCAUUUCACAGGCUCUUACAACAAAACAAAAGAUUAUUCUCCAGACUUUUUCAUGGAAGAAAACGUAGUCAUCGUUACUUUGAGCCACAGAUUAUCCGUCUUCGGUUUUUUAUCAUUGGAGAACGAUGUUGUCCCCGGCAACGCUGGUCUAAAAGACAUUGUUAUGGCGUUAGAAUGGAUAAAGAUAAAUAUUAAUAGAUUCGGGGGAGAUCCAGAAAAAAUUACCUUAAUGGGAUGCCAAGGUGGCGCUGUAGCUUCUGACCUACUGAUGCAUUCCACAUCUAAGAAUUUAUUUCACUCCGCUAUUUUACAAAGUGAAACUUCCUGGAGUUCGGCGUAUUUACAAGAGGGCGUUCGAGAACGUGCUUUCAAAUUAGGUGAAUUAGUAGAUAGAAAAUCAUUCAGUAAUUCUAUGUUACUUAAAGACUUAAACGGAAUACCAGUAUCUGAUUUAUUGAUUAAAGAACUCCAUGCGAAUAAACAAGAUUACACCAAAGAAAAUCAAAGAAGUUCGUUAUCUUUCAGUCCCAUUGUGGAGAAGCAACCGGGCGGGCUUAUAACCGGAUAUCCUGAAGAUAGUUACGAAAGUAUAAACAUCCCCAUUAUGAUUGGAUUCAACUCUCUAGAGGGAUUACGCCUGAGUUUGGAAUACAUCGUCGAACCGCGUUACCUUGGUUCUCUCCAAAAAGACUUUCCUUUUAUAAUUCCAAUCCGAGUGAGCUUUAAGUUCGAUCCACUAAAUGAAAGUUUUUAUGAGGCUAUAGAUGAAAUAAAGAGAUUUUAUUUCAAAAAAGGAAAGGUUACUGUAAAUAGUAUCAGCGAGUAUAUAACAUAUGCAGGGGAUACAUUCGUAGGAUAUAAUGUGGAUCGUGCAGUAAAAUCGUAUGCACACAGAACGUCCAGUUCUCUCUUUUAUUAUUACUUUGACUAUAAUAGCGAUUUGAAUGAAAAUAAAUAUAAUCUCUUGAAAUUGUCUAAAGUUGACGAAGGUAUUUACGGGGCAAGCGGGGGAGACGAACUCUGUUAUUUAUUCUACUGUCCCGAUUUAAAAAAACAAUAUUUAAAACAUAAUGAAACUAUGUCUGAUGUAAUAAUUACACAAAGAAAAUUAGUCAAGAUGUGGGCCAACUUUGCCAAAUACGGAAACCCGACACCAGCCAAUGAUGUUACAUUGGACGGCUUAGAGUGGCCUGAAUACCAAGGAGAAUCUAAGAAAUAUCUUAGCAUAGGAAAGCGAAUAGAAGUAAAAUCGGAAUUACUUAAAGAAAGAUUUGGAUUUUGGGAUGAUUUCUUAAAAAAAUGGGAGCAAAAGCUAUUAAACAACACUAAUAUAGUAAAUAACAAAGACGAAUUAUGAUAUGCAAAAAGAUAUAAUUGUAUAUAUUGAAUAGAUUAAAUGUAAUAUAAUAAUUUGAUUUACACAUGAAUAAAAUAACUACGUAAUAUAUUAGCAAGCAGGAUCGCCGGA
Molecule: messenger RNA, 1960 nt
Organism: Chilo suppressalis (striped riceborer)
Lineage: Eukaryota; Metazoa; Arthropoda; Insecta; Lepidoptera; Crambidae
Source: the annotation of a GenBank genome assembly